GUAAUAAGUAAUUUGAAAGCAAUUCUUCCCACAUCUUGUAUUGUUAUUCGAGAUUGCAAGAAACAACAGAUUCGGGAAGAGGAGUUGGUUACCGGUGAUUUGGUUAUAAUAACCGCUGGUGCUAUUAUACCGGCUGAUAUGCGCAUUUUACAAUCAAACGGUCUGAAGAUCGAAACAUCAGCUGUAACAGAUUGCAAGAAACAACAGAUUCGGGAAGAGGAGUUGGUUACCGGUGAUUUGGUUAUAAUAACCGCUGGUGCUAUUAUACCGGCUGAUAUGCGCAUUUUACAAUCAAACGGUCUGAAGAUCGAAACAUCAGCUGUAACAGGUGAUAAGGAAAUUUAUGAUUAUACAGAUGAAGUUGUCACAACAUAUCCAUCAGUAUUUGAAGCACGAAAUGUUGCAUUUAAGGGAUCAUUUUGUCUUGAAGGUGAUGGAAUUGGAAUUGUUGUACGAACUGGAAAAUACACGGUUCUUGGCUAUAUUAUAAACAUUCAUCAACAAGUUUGCAAAACACGAAGUAAAUUAAAAAUGGAAAUUGAUAAAUUUGUCAAUUUUAUAUCAAUUUUAGCAUUAAUUAUGGCAACAGUAUUCUUUAUGUUUUGUAGUAUCAUAAAUAACUUUCGAAAUGUUUUGGAUCAUUUCAUUAUCGGUUUCCUAAUUAUCAUCGUAGCAAACGUACCACAAGGUUUGCCAGCAAUGGUUAUUUCACAAUUAGCAAUUAUUGGUAGACGAUUAGCGAGUAAAAAUGUUUAUAUAAAAAAAUUGGAUAUUAUUGAUGACCUUGGUGCUACUACUGUAGUUGCAACUGAUAAAACUGGUACUCUUACACAAAAUGUAAUGGUACUCACCGAUUUAUGGUACAAUCGAAAGCAUCAACCAAUGAGAUUUAUUUCUUAA
This is a messenger RNA of Acanthocheilonema viteae, 900 nucleotides long. Lineage: Eukaryota; Metazoa; Nematoda; Chromadorea; Rhabditida; Onchocercidae. The record is from the annotation of a GenBank genome assembly.